Molecule: messenger RNA, 1795 nt
Organism: Vigna angularis (adzuki bean)
Lineage: Eukaryota; Viridiplantae; Streptophyta; Magnoliopsida; Fabales; Fabaceae
Exons: 12
Coding region: 202-1587 (461 amino acids)
Source: RefSeq, a predicted model, not a curated record
GCCCACUAUAUCACGAAAUUAUGGAGGAAGAAGAUAAGAAGAUUUUCCCUCCAAAUUGUGAUUGACUCAAGCAAAGGAAGCCCAUCAAAAUAAGUUGUGCAGAACAUAAGAAUACAUUUGCUUGGUGAUGUUGCCACUUCUCUCACAUAACUGUGCAACUUUUCAAACUACCAAUAUCAAAUUCCAACUCGGAACUCUGUGAUGGAUAUGAAUGACCCUUUGGAUUUCGAGGUAGAAGACGACCUUCUGAAAUCCCAUGCAAUUAAAAAAAAAAGGAAGAAAGUUAUUGGGUUGGAUGAUCUUCUUCAAGAUCAUUACAGAGAACAGAACAAGCUUCUAGAGAGUAGGAAUAAGCAGAAAAAGGCCAAUACUAAGGCAAAGAAGAGUAAAACUUCCUACGAUGAGGAAGAUAGCAAGGAAGCCAAGUUGACUAGGCUAGUUGAGAAAUGUCACAAGCAGUUGAAAGCUUUUGGUGAAGAAGAAGACAUUCCACCCUGGGGAGUAAAGGUUUUUGGAGAUAAGAAACUUCCCCCCGCUGUGGAGUUUCCUGAUCUUAGAUGCUGUAACCUUUUACACUCCUUUCUGAACAACAAGCUAAAUUCUGUGGUGGAAUUGAAUGUGGACAAAGGAAAUAUAUUUCUUGAAGGGUUACUAGUUAAUGGCUGGCUUUCAAAAUUAGUUUUUCUGUGUGGUCAUGUAGAAAAAUCAGUAGCCAUCUGGGCGUUCAACACAAUGUUAUAUUCAUCAAAAGAAGAGCUCUUUAACUCUUCCACUGACUUUUGGUGUGCUAUUCUUUCUUCUGAAGAGGAGGUCAAUCAAAUGCCGGUCAAAAUUGAUUGGUUUCCUGAAUAUGCAGAUUUAAGAAGAGCUCUGGACAUUUACGGGUUUCUCUUUAAAUUUUCUUCCACUUCAGAACCAAAUAACUCAGAUUCUGACAUUGAAGGACGACCACCUCAAAACACUAGAGCUUGGAUCAGAUUUGUAACGGUUUGUAGUCUGAUAAGGAGUAAAAAGGAAAUCUUCUCUACUACAGAAGCUGAAGAGAUAGUUGAAAUUAUUAUUUGUCUAUUCCUGGAUCGCCAGUUUCUUGGUUUGUUGGUGCUUUUAAAGGACUGCAUGGAAGCGAUUGUCAAUUACUUUACAGACCAGGAAUGGUGCUCAAGUUGUGAGAACAUAGCUAAAUUCAUUGCUUGCAGAGUCUCAAAGGAUUUGAAUUGCAUCCAGACUAUUGAAUGUAUAUCAGAAGCUACAUCUCGUUGCAAGCAACUUAGGAGUGCCGUUGCUCAUCAAACACUGCUUUCUUGUUUUCAUGGAGUUAACAGUGGAGAAGAGAUUCUGAGAUCACUUACAGAAAUUAAUUUCAAAGACAAAAGUUCUGACUUCUACAAAAUGUACAUUCACUUAGUUCUGACAGAGAAUUGGGUUCUAUCCAACUCAUCAAUCAAAGACAAUCCAGUAAUCUAUGAGAUGUUCUGUCUUUACCUUGAAAAUUGUUCCACCUUAAUUUCAGCCACCAACCUACGUUCAUAUGCAUCAAAGGUUCGUCACAGAGCUUCAUAUCUUCUGCACUUCUCCAUCUACAAAUAAUUGGUUUCAAGUAUAUCUUUAGCCUCCUACCUAUCCCCGAAUCAAUUCAUGUAUAAUUUCUCCAACCACAGAAAAGAGAAAUGUUGGGUGAGAUCAAAAUAUUUUAACAAAGCUGUCAAAUUACAUGUAAAGGGCAUGGAUGUACCUUGUGGUAAUGUCCAACAGUAUCUUAUAUUAAAAUCCACUACUACCUUAUUUUCUGAACUUC